Molecule: messenger RNA, 795 nt
Organism: Microthlaspi erraticum
Lineage: Eukaryota; Viridiplantae; Streptophyta; Magnoliopsida; Brassicales; Brassicaceae
Source: the annotation of a GenBank genome assembly
AUGUUCAUGUGUUUCAUUUUGAUCUACUCUGCGCCUAAUAUCAGCUUUGAUGUUGCGUCUUUGGUUCCUCUGGUAUCGCCAGAUCUGUCAUUACAUCACGCCACUGCGCCUCUGCAUCCCCCAUACGAAGGUGAUGUUUAUCUUCUCAUCAGUGGAGCCACAGAUGGAAGCAUAGCCUUUUGGGAUGAAGCCAAAGUGGUAGGAAAUGGAAACUGUUGGGCGCCAACAUUUCUAAGAGAUCACAAGAGAGUAGCAGUAACUCGGUCAGUGAAGCUGCAGAAGAAGAUCCAGCCACCUCUUUGGAACUCACAAAUGGCGAAUGCAGAUUCUCCACCCGAGACAAGCGAGAGAAAGCCAUCACAUGCCGUUAGGAAUGCUCAUCAAUCUGGGGUUAAUUGCCUUCGCGUUUCCCGCUCGAGCACUUGUCCAAGUUACGGCAGUGGUUUGAUGUUCAAUGUGAUUAGCGGGGGUGAUGAUCUAGUAGUAAACAACAUCCUUAGUAGUAGUAAUCCAGCAAACAAAUCCGAAAUCAUGGAUCAAAACCAAACUCCAGGUUACAGAAUCAAGCUCACAGACCGUGGAGGAAUUGCAUCAGCUCAUAGCUCUACCAUAAAAGGUCUUGAUCAACGUGUAAGAUGUUGGUUACUCGACAAAGAUGGUAAACUGAUCGAGCAUGCUCAUAUAGUUAUCAGCGUGCCUGAGCCAGAGGCACUCGAUGCCAAAGCCAUUGAUAAAAAUCGAUACCAAAUCGCUGUUGCUGGACGCGGGAUCCAAAUGGUCGAAUUCUCCGGUUAA